UAAAUAAACACCUUUCUUUGGGAUUACAGUGGAGGCCUACUUUUAGGAGGCUAAGCCCCCCCUCAUAAUCGUCUGGGUUAAUUUUUAACUGAAAAUAAAAAAAACCCUGUUAUUUGCAUGAAGAACAAUGGCCAGGUGACUCAUGCGUAACAGACCCAACUGGCGAAUCAGCGCGCAGGAUGUCCCCAGGAAACGCUCCCCGGUGUGGUCUCCACCUUCAGACGAGCAGGACUGUCGACAAAGAGCAGCGAUGGCCUGCGGCGGAUACGUUUGCACCAAGAACGCGCUUGGCGCGCUCAACAUUCUUUAUGUUUUGGUGAGUCUGCUGCUGAUCGGAGUGGCAGCCUGGGGGAAAUGGUUCGGCCUGGUCUCGAGCAUCAGGGUGAUGGCAGGCGUCAUCGGCGUGGGCAUCUUCCUGUUCCUCGUCGCCUUCGUGGGCCUGUGCGGUGCCCUGAAGCACCACCAGGUCCUGCUUUUCUUCUACAUGAUUAUUCUGUUCACAGUGUUCGUCUUGCAGUUCUCUGUGUCCUGUGCUUGUCUGGCCCUGAAUAAAGACCAACAGAACCAUCUUCUCGAGGUUGGCUGGAACAAAUCCGAGGCUACGCAACAGGACGUAGAGAAAACUCUCGACUGUUGUGGUUUCUCUAAUGUCAACUACAAUGGCUCCUGUGCCGCCACAUGCUUUAAGGACACACCCCCGUCUUGUAAAACCUGCUCAAGCACCAUCCAGCAUUAUGCCGGGGAGGUGCUACGGUUUGUCGGUGGUCUCGGACUCUUCUUCAGUUUCACAGAGAUCCUUGGUGUUUGGCUCGCCCACAGAUACAGAAAUCUCAAAGAUCCCCGAUCAAACCCUGGAGCCUUUCUAUAGCCAUGCACCGGUUAAUAAAUUGCACUGCUGAAUAAUUGUUUGUCCCCAUAUAACUUACUAAAAUGUUUCAUUUAAGGCUGGAUGGUAACCUUUUUUUCCCUUAGUAAUUCCCACUGUUGCUAGAAGUGACAGUCAGUUUAAAUGACACAAGAGAGAAGUCAGGAAACUGACUGAAAUGUCAGUUACAAGUUUGCACUGGUCAUAUCAGACCGAGUAGCCCACACCUCCAAAAACCCUAACAGCAGCAAAUGUGCAUCUCACUGCUUAAACCAUUCAACUUUUUGUUUGAUAUAUAUAAUAUUUCAAUGUUCAAAACAUAAGUUGCUUUCAGACAUGCACUGAAGCCCAGAAAGAUUUCCUGAACUUUUUUGGAAAUGUCUGUACGUAAGUCUUUAUGAGUAUAGCUUGACAUGUAGGGAGGUAUGCUUUUUUAUUUAUUUUUUACUGAGCAUUAGAUAGAUAUAAAGGCCUGACAGUGAUAACAGCCUUCCACUUUAACUCACAAAAAGAUGAUUUUCCCCUGACCGCUUGACUGUUUUCUGUAUGUGAAACCUGAUAAGUUCUGCCUCGUCAUAGAAGCUUGGCAGCAACUGUGUGUGCUCACACCUUAUGCAAAUAAAGUGCCGGUUAGCACCACGACGGCUGGAUGACUGUGGUCACCACUCCCAGAUAAACAGUCCUCAGGACAAAUCCACUGUCUGCUUCUUAAUUCACGUUAAUCUUUUCCUGCCGUUUUCUGACCAUCCGGCGCCCGAUGGGAUGGUCAGAAAACGUCAGUAAAAGAUUCAACGUCAAGCCAAGUCAAAGCUGUUGCAGCUCGAUUGACAGAGUGAUUGUCAUUGAACUAAGAUUGCUUUUGUUUGUGUGUUCGUUGCUCUUUAAUUUCUAUUUUCAAAAAAAAAAAAUUGGACUUGAUGAACUUUUCAUAAAUCAUGUAUAUCCUCUCACGGUUUGUAGUUUUCCUUGCCUUUCCCGAAAUAAACAUGCAGAGUUGCAGAACACA
Molecule: messenger RNA, 1871 nt
Organism: Scophthalmus maximus (turbot)
Lineage: Eukaryota; Metazoa; Chordata; Actinopteri; Pleuronectiformes; Scophthalmidae
Product: tetraspanin-13
Exons: 7
Coding region: 143-868 (241 amino acids)
Cellular component (GO): membrane
Source: RefSeq, a predicted model, not a curated record